GGCUCAACCAAUCACACCAGAACUUGUCACAAAAUUACUGGGAAAUCGUGUGGCUGUUAGUCCUAUAGUUACAGUUGAACCAAGGAGAAGAAAGUUUCAUAAACCUAUUACUCUGACCAUACCAGUUCCUCAAGCUGCAACUAAAGGCAUGAUAAAUCAAUACAGCGGUGAUGCUCCCACACUGAGGUUACUAUGCAGUAUAACAGGUAGUACCAAGACAGGUGGGACAAUCAAAGCUCAAUGGGAAGAUGUUACAGGAUCUACUCCUUUAACUUUCGUAAAUGACUGUGUUUCCUUUACGACGACAGUCUCUGCGAGAUUUUGGCUGAUUGAUUGUCGGCAAGUAAAUGAAGCAACUAAGUUUGCUACCGAACUUUACCGUGAAGCCAUUCAUGUGCCCUUUAUGGCAAAGUUCGUGGUGUUUGCGAAAAGGCGGGAUCCUCUUGAAGCCCAGUUGCGAGUAUUUUGUAUGACAGAUGACAAAGAAGACAAGACAUUAGAAUCUCAGGAACAUUUUACUGAAGUUGCUAAAAGUAGAGAUGUUGAGGUUUUAGAAGGAAAGCUACAGUACCUGGAAUUUGCUGGCAAUCUUGUUCCUGUCACAAAGUCAGGUGAACAGCUGAGUCUCACAUUCCAAGCCUUCAGAGAAAACAGACUACCCUUUACAAUUCGUGUAAAAGACCCUCAUCAAGAACCUAUGGGACGGGUGGCAUUCAUGCGAGAACCAAGAGUGGGUCGCGGAGAACCUCCACAGUCACCUAUUUGUAACCUAAAUAUAGUUUUACCUGAGGCUGACCCUACUCCUGUAUCCGAAUUAGUAACAUUAGAGAAGAAAUAUGGUUUUGUCACAGAAACCAGUUUAGCAAAACCAGAACUCAUUCACAGAGCAGAUUUGAGACUGUCAGACAUAGCAAAAGAACUGAGAGAUGACUGGAUAUCUCUUGCAUUGCAGCUAGAUGUACCUGAAUCUGACAUAAACACAAUUAAAUCUGAAAAUCCUAAUGAUACUAGCCAGCAAGCUUUGGUUAUGCUGAGACACUGGUUGCAGCGUGCUGGAAGCAAGGCUACAGGUAACUUCCUGGAGAAAGGUUUAAGGAAAAUCAAUAGAGAAGAUAUUGUUAAUCAAUGUAUGUUCAAUGUUGAACUGGUGACAGAUGAUGUAGAAAAGGCUGUAGCAAAAGUUCACUUGGAUCAGUCAGGGUUUGACACAUUUAAAGAAGAGCUUGGUUCUUCACGAGAUGCCUCCUUAAGAAGAGAAACAUCUCUAAAUGGGACAUAUGAUGAACAAGAUAUUAUGAAGGAUGCUGAAUCAGCAGCUGAAACAAGCAGUGAAAGUUCUGAUAAAGAAGCACACUUCAGAUCAGAAGCAAGGCAUCAUGAUUUGGGAAUGGAAAGGAGAACCGAUUCUGAAAAUUUUACCCGCUCAUCUAAAGGUUAUGAUGAAGGUCCAGAAACACUUGUACAAACAGUUCCAACCGCUUUAGCUGAAUCUUUCACUCAAAAUAUGGUCAACGGGCAGCUAUCAGAUACUAGUUUUCAUGAAGAAGACAGAUCUGAGCCUACUGUUGCUACUCUAUCCAGUGAAGCUACAGCUGAAAUGGAAAUCUCUUCACUGGAAGAUAAGUCUCAAACAGAAACCCAUGUGGAAAAAAAAGAAUGGACGGAAACGGAUGAUUCUGGUAGUAUCAGACAAAUCACUCAAAUUAAAACUGAAACUUCUAUUAAGUUGGAAGGGGAUGGUGCAGUUAAAUCUCUCAAAAAAACUCCAAAGAAGGAGGAUUCUGAUGAGGAAAAGAAGAGUUCAACAGAUUCAGAAAAAGAAGAUCUCAGCUUUACCGAGAAGAAAAGUUUCUUUCAAAGGCUUUCACUGACAUCAGAUUCCUUGCCUGUUAAUAGCAAAUGGACACAGGAUGUUUCAUUAGAUGAUUUACCUAUGGCAGAAGGAGAAAUUAUUCAAGAGCAAAUCAGUUUUGAAGACAAGUUAAAAAUGUUUGAACCUGAUGAAGACAAUCGGAAAAAAAUCCAAAAAAGGGACAAGUCUGAGCAACCUACAGUUUACAGAUAUGAUUUUACAAAGCCUGCUAAAGAGAGGCCUGUUGCCACUGAAUUUGUAGUUUCAGAAUUGGAGAAAGCUGAAGAAAUUGUUAAACAGGUCAGUGAGGAAUUAAAUGUUGAAGAAAAUCUUCUGAAUGAUCAAAAAUUUAAUUUGAAUGAUAAAACUACUGAUAAUGAGUCUGAUGUGGAUUCUGCAUUCACUUUAGAAAGAGUAGAACAAGAAGUAUCUUCUCUUUUAGCGGAAGUUGAUCGAGAAGAAAAAGAACUGUCUAAUGACUUUCAUCAUAUAUCUAGUUCUCAAGUGGACAGUAAUAUGUCCACUAGAGACUCUCAUUUGUCUGCCAUUAGGUCUGGUAGUCAAGAAACUGAGAAUUCAGAUUUUGCAGCUUUAAGUUUUGACUCAGCUCCAAAGAGCCCAGUUCUGACCGAAGAACCUUGUACUUAUAUUGAAGCAGAUGUUUCAAUGCAGGAAGGAGAAAAAGUCACCAUUUUGGAAAGUGACGUUUAUAAAGAUGAAAAAUCUGUAGAUCCAGAAAGAUGUGUAGAAGUGGAAUCUUUAGCAUUUCAAUUAGAGACUGAGGAAGUCUCAGAAACUGAUGUUCCUCCAGUUGUGGAAUCUCUUGGUAGUGCACACGAUCAACAUGCACAUCAUUCUUUAAGCUCUGGAGAUAUUCGUGUAAGCUCUGUAUCGGAUGAAGAAUAUACUGAAAGGAAACUUAUUGUGGAUUUAUAUAAAAAAGAAGAAUUUAAGGAAGCUGUUAAACUGGAUGAAGAUGACAGUGUUCGAGAUACUGUGAAACACUCUCAAGAGAAGCCUUCAAAUCUGAUGGACAUUUCUUCUACUGUUGAUAGUCAUAUUAAAUCAGAAAUUCUUAGGGAAGAAAUUGAUUUAUCUAUUGAAGAAAGUCCUCUUGAAGUAAAACAAAUUGCAGAGGAUCUGGAACAUAUUUCAGCUUCUGAAGAUCGUAAAUGUCCUGUUUACCAGCAUAUCAGAACUGAAAUACUUACUCAAGCAUUGGGUGAAGAUAUUGAAUGUGGGUCUCCUGAAAGAAAAGAGCUGGGAACUUUUUCAUUGAAAAAGUCUGACCUCAGUGAAAUUUCAGGAAGAACAACACAGGAAUCUUCCUCUGAAAUUAGUAAUGAUAAACAGAACAAUUUGCCAAGAAAGAUUUCUCCUCAGGUAUCUGAAGAAAGUGCUGGGCCAACUGAUGACAUAUCUUCAUCAGAAGGUAUUACAGUAGAGCAAGAUGAACAUCUAGUAGAUUAUGAAGAAGCCAGAGAGGAGCACUCUCUGACUGAGCAGCUUCAAGCUCUUGCUUCAGAUUCGUUACUUGCGUCCAAAGGUUUAAUGCAAGACGUUUAUCAAACAUUAGAUUUUGGAUCACAUGAUUUUGAUCAUAUGUCAUCUGGAAUGAGCAGUUCUAUGGCGGAUGUUGAUAUUCCACGCCGUGGAAAAGAUGUUUAUUCUAGGCCUGAUAAGAAAGAUAUAAGAUCAUUAAAAUCAACUAAACAAGUUUCCACCAUUGAGGAACAUUCGUCUAUUGAAUCUUGCGAUUCUCCACAAGAGAUGGCUUUGCAAGAUCUUCCUGAAAAAUCUGAUUUAAAGGGAAGUUCGUCUGAUGAGGAACAUAAAGACAAAAGUCAAGACUUAAGUUCUCAAGAAAUGUUCAUAGCUGAUAGUAAUCAAAUAAAAACACAUAUAGUUGCGGAGGUAGAUGUCAAUGCAGGAUUUGAAUUACCAUCUGAAAAGAAAGGUACAACUGUAGAAGAAAAAUUAUUAGAUACAGAUUUUUUAGAUGAUCCUGGCUUAUUGUCCAAAAAAUCUGAUUCGUUUGAUGAAAGUAGAAAGCUGCCACGAUCAGAAAGUAAAUCAUCACAUGGGAAAAAGAGCGAUUCAGAUGCAGAAGGUUCGAAAAUUGAAAGUAUAACUGAAUCUGCUGGAAAACGUAAAGAAGAGUCAUUUUCUAGUUCUGGAGAAACAGAAAGCCCAUAUUAUUCAGUUGAAACUUCUGACAGUGGAAGAACACCAAGAAGUACACCUGCUGCUAGUAGGCCAUGCUCAUCUGAGUUUGAAAUUAAUGUUUUCAGUGGUCAUGGCUCUGAAUAUGAAACGUGUGUCACAUCUCAAGAAGCAUCUGGAUCAUAUGCAACUGCCAUUUCAUCUCAAGAAAUAUCAUAUGCAACUGCGUGUUCCUCGUUUAGUCAUAGUUCAAGAGAAUCUGCUUAUUCCGUUGACUCAGAAAGUUCUGGCCAUCUGGCUAGUGUAGAAGUAUCAUCUGAGGCUAGUGAGACAUUAGUGCCUUCUGCACAAGAAAUGGAAUUAGAAUUUGGCCCUGAUCUGGAAAUGCCAGUUCUAGAUGAAGAGCCAGCAAAUUAUGAUUCACUUAAAGAGCCAUAUGAUAUGAAAAUUCCCGAGUCAGUCAUUCGAAGUGGCAUUGAACUACCUUUUAUGAAAACCUGGGAUUUCAGAGAUACAGCUCCUGACGAAAAAAUGAAGCAGUUGCCUCAACAGUGGACAUGGCAAUAUGCAACUGAAUCUGAAAUUUCUGAUAAAUUCGAAGUUAUUGAAAAUAAUGGAAGUAUUCCAAUAGAUACAGAAGUUGCUUCUUCUGCUACAGAAGUUCAUGCCAUUGAAGAAGGUGUGCAUUUUUCAACUUCUGUUGCAUAUACAACACCGUCUUGUACUCAGGUUGAAACUGGAUCUUCUUCACGGGAUAUUCCAUAUCACAGACGCUCAGUUAGUUCCGUUAUGGAUAUAGUCCUCGAUCAAGAGCGUAUUGAACAAACAAAUAGUGUACUUGAUGAAGAGCAACUUUCUGUGUCUGAAAGUUCAGCAACUCAUAGUGAACAGACAUGGCAAACCAGCACUGAUACAGCUGUACAGCUCUCUUAUAAUGCACCUUCAUCCUGUCUUGCACCAGACAGUCCUAAUUUUGUGGCUGCAUCUGAUUCUUGUCAAGAAAAUCUUGAGGAAGCGCUUACUCCUGAACACUCUUUUAUUUCGCAUCCUGAAACUUCCUAUCUUCAGUUAAACGGUCCUGUUGAAGUGGAUUAUAAUCCAGAUUAUGACAAUCUUGAUGGUGAUAAUUCACAGCCUGUAUCUAAUCAAAACCAAUCAUAUGAAACAGAUGGUUUGCAAUUUGACCUUGAAAUAGAAGGUAGUAAUGCUAUUUCUUCUGAUGCUGCUAGUCAGCACACUUCUGGUGUGAACUCUCAAUCCGUGGGAGACAUGGGAAGUAAGAAUAAUGAGAGUACUUCAUGUCACACUCAGCCCUCAUCAGAUUAUGACACACAAAAUGGCAGGUCAUUGGACGCUGAGAAACCAGAAGCACAGCAAGAACAAUCAUUUAGUUUUAGUGGCUACAGUAGUCACAGAGCUUCUGAAUCUCGUGUAUGUCCUGAUUUGACUAGUUAUCUUCCUGAAAGUGAUCAGUGUGAUUUACUUCCUGGAGGAAUUGAUUCCUUACCUCCAAGUUAUGAAAGUGAAAUUAAUAUUCCAUGUGGUGAAUCUGUUAGUAGCACUGAAGCAAUGCCCACUUUAGGAACAGGAUCUCAGUUGCUGCCAGAUCUUCAAAGUACUGAUUCUCUUGAGAGAACUGAUAUAGUUGACACAUCACCUGAAGAUGAGCGUUAUGAAUAUAAGUCUCAUAAAACAGCUGCCACUGGAAAAUCAUCAAAAGACGAAAAGACUUCAGAUGCUCAAAGUGCAUCUUCCAGUGUAAAAUGUGAUGAGGGAGACAUCCUUGCUGAAUCUGAUUGUGUUUCUCAAGUAUAUACUUCAAAAUAUGAUGAAAUUUCAGGAACUGAUCUGUAUACUCAUCAUGAAGAAGAAGAAUUUGAGUUGCGUGAAUCAGAUGUUUAUCCAAGUCCCAUUCCGUCUAUUGAAGAAGAUAAACAAAGCACUCCUAGUUUUGAUGCGCAUCCUAGUCGGAGGUUUUUCCCAAGAAGUGGUGAUACAUCUGCAUCAUCUUCUCUUCAGGAGUUUGAAAGGCUUGAGGCAGAAAUCGUUGCUGGUAGACUUAGCCGUUCUUCUGUUGAUUCAAGUGAAAAAAUGGCAUUUACUAAGAGUGGUGAGCAUGAUGAUAUUUCAAUGUCAUCUUUAACAGAAUUUGAAAAAUUGGAAAAGGAAUGUGUUGAAAACGAGCCACUUGAUAGAAUUGGUGUAGAUGAUGUCAUGCUUUCUGAAAUUGAAGAAGGUCUUGAAAGUCAGUCUUCAGAUGUUCUUGAAAUUUUGCCUAGUUCAUUACAUGAUGGUUCAGAUUCAGAAUAUGAGAAAAGGCGAAUUGAUUUUGAAGAAAUAAUUAAAGUAGCUCAGACUAAUGUUGAGAAAUUCCAAGAAGAAACUGUGUCUGAAGGUGUAACUUCUGAUGAGUGUACUGUUCUAAUGAGAGUUUUAUCUGAAACCCAAGACACAUCUGAAGGAAAUAAGGUCUCUAGUAAAGAUGAAGCUACUGACAUUGAAGAAUCUGAGCCAUUUCCUCCAGCAACAGAUGUUGAUAAUCUAGGUGGAGGUCACGAUUCUAGUUCUAGUGGGGAAAAGAUGUGUGGUAAUGGAAAAUUAGACUGUAUGAUAUCUAGUACUGAUUCAAUAGAUCCAAGCAGUUCAACAGCUACUCAUGCAACAUAUCAAUUUGAAACCGACUCUGUUAUGUCAUCGAGCAUCAAUAGUGCUCAGGCUUCUGGUGAAGAAUGCACUAUGGUCUCCAGCACUGACACUUUAGAGCCGGAACCUAAAUUAACUUAUUCUAUAGGUGACACUGUAACAGAUGAAAAAACUCAAGUUUCAAGUAAUGUGGAUGAGCCUUUAAGUAAAGGAGCAUUAGCUUGUAAGCUAGAAGAACUUCAAAAUUUGCAAAGUGCCAAUGGAGCCAAAGAGCAAAUGGAGUUAUUUCUUUCAAAAUUAACUGAUGAAUCUGUUUUGAUGGAAGAUUACCCUUCCCAUUCAUUUACAGAUAUAAAAGAAGAUUCCAAACCACUUAGAGCUUCUGAUGAUUUAUUAAAGACCUUUGAAGCUGGACAUGGAUUAAGUGCGUCAGGUGAUAGCUCAGCAUUAGAUGGAGAAGAUUUAGUUAGUAGAACUACAGCUACCACUACUACUAGAAUUGUCACCACUGUAACAACUGAUCAGAAUGAUUGUAGUGGACAGGAGCAACAAACUGCAGAUGAUAGUGAAGAUUUACGGCAUAGUGUGGAAGUCAUAUUAAACCAGUUCAUGAGCGAGGAUUCAUCUGGUAUAAAACUCGAAGAUUCCAGCAUCGAACAUGAUGAAUAGAUGCCAUCUUGGUCCUUUUGUAUAAAGCUGUCUCAGAACUCAAUGUGUUUGUUAAUCAUAAAGGUAGACUGUGGGCUACUCAAAUGUUUCUAAGUUUCAGUAACUCACCAGUCAUUAAUGGUGUGCCAUAAUAGCUUUGUGCAGCAUUGUAUUUGAAAUGUAUUGCAUGACCAGAAUUCUAAAUAACGAUUCCUGUUUUCUCUGCCAUCAAAAUUAUUCAUUCCUACCCAUGAAUAGAGAUCACAGUGUUAUACUGUUACUUUUUAGAGCACUAUUUUAUUGCAUAUGUGGUAGACAUUCUGAUAGUGUUUUUAAACUUUAUGUGAUGCCGCAAAGAAAAAAAAAACAGUGAUGUCGAGAGCUUGUGUUUUUGUAAAGGCAUAAUGGGAUAUACCUCCUGCCUAACAAAUAAUGUGGGCAUUGUCAAAAAUCCUGCCCAUUGAACAUUUCCUAAUUUUGUUGGUGAAUAUUUUAAAAAUGAAGUAUUUUGUUUUCUAGAGUUUAGUCUUAACUUAUCUGCUUAUGUGUUGUUAGUUGCAGAAAUUUAAUGAAACUGUGUUCAUAUGGUUCAAAUAAAGCUUUGAGAAUUCUA
Stegodyphus dumicola is the source of this 7919-nucleotide messenger RNA. RefSeq lists its product as uncharacterized. Gene Ontology annotation, biological process: signal transduction. The record is from RefSeq and is a predicted model, not a curated record. Lineage: Eukaryota; Metazoa; Arthropoda; Arachnida; Araneae; Eresidae. Gene Ontology annotation, molecular function: protein binding.